ACACUGACUUUCCAAGCAGCUGCUGAAGGAGGACAAGAGAAAAGCCUAAAAAAAAGAAUGCCCACUUGUUUUUUGAAAAGUUGCAGUUCAAAUCACGGAACUAAGAAUGUUAAACUUCAUUCAUUUCCACGCAAUCGUGAAAGAAUUAGACAAUGGCUUGAAAAAAUAAAAAUACCAAAUGAUGAAUUAGACUCAUUGGUUGAAACCAUUUCUAUAAGUAAAUUCUCCAAAUUCAAAAUUUGUUCGAAACAUUUUUCUGAAGAAGAUUUCCAAGAAAAAGGUGCUAAAAGACAUCUGAAGAAAACCGCUUAUCCUUCUCUAAUAUUCGAAAAACAACCAUUAAAAUGGAAUCUUCAGUUGGAACACAAUUAUUCAAAAGAAAGACGAACCGUAACUGAUACAUCUUCUGAAUGUUGUUCAUAUAUCGUAGAUAACAACUAUGCAUCCGCUCAGACAUCAACAGAAUCUAUUCAUGAACUACAAAAUAAGUCUAGUUGUUCAUCAAAUGCAGUUGGUGACGUACAGAUGGUAAUGUUUGAUUAUCUGGACUCCAGCUUGCAUGACAGUGAAAUUUGCACCUCUGUCGAUAAUGAACCUAUGGAUCACAUCGAUGUAUCAGCUAAUGAACUGGGAAUAGAAAAUACCGUAAAUUUGAACUCUAAAUCAAAAAAAAAAAAGAAAACACCAAGAUAUCAAAUUCUUCAUCGUGGGAUCCAAUGCAACCUUAAAAAUAAAGGAAAACCAAAGAGGAUCCAGGCAUGCAUACCUCUAUCUACAAUCUCUGUUGCUAUCCAGUGCUCUUUGGUCGAAUUGCCAGAAUUGACUCUACUGCCAACUUCACAAUGUUCUAAUUUUGAUGUUUUGGAAUUACAACCGAGUGACGAUGAGAUCUUGCAAUCAUCAUUUUCGGAAAAAUUUAUAUCACAAGCUAGAAGUGAUGAUUUAGUUCUCGGAUUAUCACCAAUAAAAAGCAAUGAACCUGAAACAAUGAUUUUACCUGAGAUUCAAAACAGUGAUUUGGACAUUUCAAUUACUCCUCAAAAAAAAAAAAAAGACAAAGACCAUUCUUAUCGUCCUUCACAAGAAGAGGAGGAAGACAUGUUUUCAGACGAAUCAAAUGAAGAUCAUAGAAGUUUAGAUUUACAGGAAAAAGAUGUUUCAUAUUUAGGUGUCUACAAUGUUAACGAUGCGGCCAAUGUGGCAAAUGAAAACAAAUUUUUGGUGUUUGAGCAAUGCCUUGAUCUAUUAUUGCUUCAAUCAAAAUGCUUGAAAAUUCAGAAUUGUCCUGGGAGGAUAAUCGGUCUUAAAAAAUUAGUUCAAGGCUCGGCUUUAAUUGUUUAUGCGGAGUGCAGUCAACAACAUAAAUUUAAAUUGUGGACAAGCCAACCCUUUAUUGGAAAAAUGCCAGUUGGAAACUUGCUUAUUUCCUCAGCAAUAGUGUGUAGUGGUUCAAAUUUUUUAAAAGUGAAGAAUUUUUUUUCGUUACUACAAAUGCAUGGUAUUUCCUCCACCACACAUUACAAAAAUCAACAAAAUUACAUUUUUCCAACUAUCCAACAUCAUUGGUUAAAUGAAAGAACAAAGAACAUCCAAAUAAUAGCGGAGAACACUGUUGCAUUGAUUGGUGAUGGUCAAUGUGAUUCACCUGGCUUCAAUGCAAAGUACUGCACCUACACAUUAAUGGAUGCAGAAACAGAUAAAAUUAUUGAUUUUCAAGUAGAACAAUUGCAAGCUGGUCGUACAUCGGUUUCCCUUGAAAAAUUAGCGUUUGUUAAGGCCUUGGACCGUGUCUUAAGUGAUCAUGUUAAAGUAAAAGUCAUAGCAACGGACAGACAUGUAUCCAUCCGAAAAAUAAUAAGAGAGAAAUACCCAGAAAUUAGUCAUGAAUUUGACGUAUGGCAUAUGGCAAAAUCGAUUGGAGCUAAACUACUGGCCGCAAGUAAAAAAAGUACCGGUAAGAAACUUGCUGGCUGGGUUCCUUUAGCAAAAAAUCAUUUGUGGUGGUCAUCCAGUACUUGCCAGCAGAAUACUAUUCUACUGAAAGAAAAAUGGAUUUCUAUGACUUAUCAUGCAUCAAAUUUACAUGAAUGGCAAGGAAAUUCCUUAUACCAUCAAUGUUCACAUACACCGAUACCUACUAAUGAAGAAAAAGAGUAUGAGUGGCUUACACCAGGAUCUACAGAUCACCAUAAAUUAAAAUCAAUAAUUCAAGACCAAAGAUUGCUAAAAGACCUUGAACAUCUUUCUGGAUUUUACCAUACUGGAGAGCUGGAAGUAUUUCAUAGCAUGGUGUUGAAGUAUAGAUCAAAACGACAUCACUUCUCGAUGGACGGUAUGGUAUCAAGAACACAACUUGCUGCCCUCGACCACAAUCACAACACAAAUCGCUUACAAGCAAUUGUUCAAAAACCGAAAAAAAAUACCGAAGAGAAGGGAGCUUUACGUUUUCGUUAUGGUUUUCGGAAGGCCAAAAAAGAUUGGAAUGUUGGAAAAAUUUAUGAACCAACCAGUCAAGCUUUCAUGAUAGAAAUCAUCUGUGAUGUUGUUGACUAUGCUGCCGGAAAAAAAGCCUUUGCUUGGCAUUCUCGAAAAGUAACAGAUUUAGAAAACAUUGCAGCCUUUCCACGUCCUGAAAAACAAGAACUGCAAUGUAAAUAUCUAUCUCGUUUUAAAUAA
Molecule: messenger RNA, 2676 nt
Organism: Rana temporaria (common frog)
Lineage: Eukaryota; Metazoa; Chordata; Amphibia; Anura; Ranidae
Exons: 2
Coding region: 58-2676 (872 amino acids)
Source: RefSeq, a predicted model, not a curated record